AAAAAAAAAGACCCAGAACUUAGAGAGACAGAGAGAGAGAGAGAGAGAGAUUCUGGAGAGGCCGAUCUAGAUUUUAAAUUUUUGUUGUUGUUGUUGUUGUUGCUGUUAGGGAUUUCUGGGUGUGAAAGUCUGUAGAAAGAGCUCUCUACUGUUGGGCUUUUUGUCCACUAUUUUCGCCUAAAAAUAGAUUAGUUUACCUCAUAAUGGCAAGGAAAUGGAACUCUGUCCAGUAUCUGUGUUCAAUAUUGUUUGUGGAAUCAUGUUCAUCUAAGAAGCUGUUUGGUUAUAUAUAAUUUUGGCAAGAGGUUUGAAAAUUUGAAAAAUCACAAAGUGUUCUCUCUCAUUGGAAUAAAUUUUAAUCUACUAGAAGAAGGGUUUGUCGAAACAUGGGUUACAUAUGUGAUUUCUGUGGGGAGCAAAGAUCGAUGGUGUAUUGCCGAUCAGAUGCGGCCUCCUUAUGUUUGUCCUGUGACCGCAAUGUCCAUUCUGCAAAUGCCCUUUCGCGACGUCAUUCCAGGACCCUUGUGUGUGAAAGAUGCAAUUCACAACCUGCAUUCGUUAGAUGUGUUGAAGAGAGUAUUUCUCUUUGUCAGAAUUGUGAUUGGUUGGGGCAUUCUGGCUCUACCUCAGGUUCAACACAUAAGAGGCAAGCAGUUAAUUGUUAUUCCGGUUGCCCUUCGGCUUCGGAGCUCUCUUCAAUCUGGUCAUUUGUUUUAGAUAUUCCUUCUGUGGGUGAUUCUACGUGUGAAAAUGGUCGGAGUUCGAUGAGCAUUACUGACAACAGCCUGACAAAUGUUGGCGGCUCUUUGCAAAGUGAUGAUGGGCAAGAUGGGUCUGUCUUAGUUGAAGGGAAUGAUGUAAAGAAUAUUGAUAAGUCGAGUGUUUGGAUGGGGUCAUCUUCAAUGCCUCAACUGAACAUCAAGCCACAAAAUUUAGAGCAACCGUUGGGAUUGGCAAGUUCAACUUCAUCCAAGAUGUGCUGUCCUGGAACAAAAGCACCUGGUCUAUGUGAAGACGAUGGAUUCUAUGAGGAUUUUAAUAUGGAUGAAGUUGACUUGAAUAUUGAGAACUAUGAAGAACUAUUUGGUGUAGCUAAUCCAUUCGGUAACGAUGGAAUUGACAGCUUGUUUGGAGUGAAGGAAAUGUCUAGUGCUGACUUGAACUCUCAGGGCUAUGCUGCUGAGGGGUCAUCAAUUGGAUUGGUUAGUGCAAUGCAUCCAGAUUGCAGCACUGCGGCAUCUGCUGAUUCUGUGAUGAGCUCUAAAACUGAGCAAAACCUUUGCUAUACAAGGCAACAAUCCAACCUCUCAUUUUCUGGUAUUACUGGAGAGAGUGGUGCUGGAGAUUAUCAAGACUGUGGUGCGUCUUCAAUGCUUCUCAUGGGAGAGCCUUCAUGGUGCUCUCCGUAUCCUGAAAGUUCUUGUCCUUCAAGUAGCAGAAGUAGUGCUGUUUUGCGGUACAAGGAAAAGAAGAAGGCACGCAAAUUUGACAAGAAGGUUAGAUAUGCCUCUCGCAAGGCCAGGGCUGAUGUAAGGAGGCGUGUGAAGGGUCGCUUUGUCAAGGCUGGUGAUGCUUAUGAUUAUGACCCAUUGAGUCAAACAAGGAGCUGCUGAGAGCACAAUUUCAUACCAUUCUUACGAGGAAAAGAGUGAUCGAUGUUAAGUUGGAAAUAAUUUGACAAAUUGUGUAAAGGUGAAUGUUGAAUGCUCUUUCUCAUUGAUUUACCAAUGAAAUUCAAGACGAGAAAUCUGAUUCUCUAACAGCAGAAAGAAUGGAUGAAUCAAUGAAGUGUGAAUUGCUGUUUACUCUCUUAAGCGUGAUUUAUCCCUCUUGUCUGAGAGGAAGUCUGCAUGCUUUUCUCAGUUGGAACCGUGCUGAGUGUACGCUAUGUGAACUAUUUCUCUUAAAAAUUUUGUUCUUGUAUUAGUUGCGUCUCUAAACUGUGACCUUGGUAUGAUCGGUAACCAAAUUCAGUUGCCAGGUCAGACUGAAAGCUUCUUCGUGUAAUAUUCCUCUGCUAUUUCUAUGUGACUCUGUAUAGUUCAGGAUCAAUGCUUAGAUUAGCUAGGAAAGGGCACGAUAGGUGCCAAAAUGCAGUUUGUCAGAAAUUACUAGCAAUUGUAAUUUCUCUCUGUUUUUCAGCUGGCAUGUAAAGCAUAAAUCAUUACACUCUAGUUGGUGGAGAAUCGCAGUAUGUAAUAAUCGUAGUUUGUAAUAAACGUGUAGCAGUUUGUUUAGCACUGAUGAAAUUUUGCUUGUCUGACUUAUCGUGAAGAGGUUCUCAUUGAUAAA
Molecule: messenger RNA, 2292 nt
Organism: Camellia sinensis
Lineage: Eukaryota; Viridiplantae; Streptophyta; Magnoliopsida; Ericales; Theaceae
Product: zinc finger protein CONSTANS-LIKE 9
Molecular function (GO): protein binding; zinc ion binding
Source: RefSeq, a predicted model, not a curated record